AUGGCGUCGAGUCAGGGAGGUGUGGGAGCUGUAACGGCUCUUUCAAACCAUCACUUAUCCAACGGACCUCACUGGAACCCGGGGAUCAACCAGCAUCAGCUCCACACGGCCCGGAGUUUAGACCGCGCUCUGGAGGAUGCUGUGUGCUCAGGGACGUUGAAUCUUAGCGGGAGGAAGCUGAGAGACUACCCUGGACUGUGCUAUGAUCUUACUGAUACAACGCAGGCAGAUCUGUCGAAGAACAGGCUCACAGAGAUUCCCCCAGAGGUGUGUCUGUUCGCCCCCCUCGAGUCCCUCAACCUAUACCACAACUGCAUCAAAUGCAUCCCAGAAACCAUCAUCAACUUGCAGAUGCUGACCUAUCUCAACAUCAGCCGGAACCUUCUCUCAACAUUGCCAAAAUACCUGUUUAGCCUCCCCCUCAAAGUGCUGGUGGUGAGCAACAACAAGCUAGUGUCUAUCCCAGAGGAAAUUGGGAAGGCCAAAGAGCUGAUGGAGUUGGACAUCAGCUGUAAUGAGAUCCAGGUGCUGCCCCCUCAGGUGGGGAGGCUCCAGGCCUUACGGGAACUCAACAUCAGGAGGAACUGUCUUCACAUGCUGCCUGAGGAGUUGGCGGACCUGCCACUCACCAGACUAGACUUCUCCUGCAAUAAGAUCACAGAGAUCCCUCCUGUCUACAGGAGACUCAGGCAGCUGCAGCACAUCAUCCUCGACAACAACCCUAUGCAGUCCCCACCUGCACAGAUCUGCCUGAAGGGCAAGGUGCACAUCUUUAAGUACCUGAACAUCCAAGCAUGUAGGUUGAAUAAGAAGCCUGACUCUCUGGACCUCCCCUCCCUGGGCAAACGCUGCCUUCCCCAGCCUCUGACCGACAGCAUGGAGGAUUUUUACCCCAGUAAGAACCACGGUCCUGACUCUGGUAUCGGCAGUGACAAUGGGGAUAAAAGACUGUCUACGACGGAGCCUUCUGACGAUGACACCAUCAGCCUGCACUCUCAGGUCUCAGAGACGGCCCGCGCCGACGCGCUCUCUCUCCUCUCCAAGAUGGACUCAGGCAAAGAUCAGGAACCCUAUGACUUCAUCGAGCCCAACCCAGAGGAGGAUGCUGCCUUGUCAGAGGGGGACGGGCAGCAGAGUGGUGGACCCUACAUCUCCUGUAUAAAGGAAUUGGAGAAGGUUCUUAACAAGUCACACCAAAGCAAAGAUAAGGAAAGCUGGAAAGAAGAGUCUGGCUCUGAUAAAGAUCAGCUAGCUGAGGAGGAGGAAGAGGAGGAGGAGGAAGAGCUGAAGGAGGUGCUGGACCUGAGGAAGAUUGCCGUCCAGCUCCUGCAGCAGGAGCAACAGAACAGGUUCCUUAGUCACUCUGGCAGCUCCGGCAGCAAACAAAGGUCCCCCUCUCAGGCUAUCCGCAGUGCCUCUCUGGAUGAAGGCAGCAGUGGCACGGCUGUGCUGAGUGGGCAGCCAAGGGGGUUUUGUCCAUUAUUGCAUUGCCAUUUGGUUAAUACAGUGUCCAGUAUCUUGACCUGGUUCUCUCUCUCUCUGCAGCCCUCUUCAUGCUCCUACGAUGGCAGCCUGAAGUCCGAGUCAGACACGGAGCCAAAGUGGCCAGAGGUUCCACCUGUACUCAACCAGAACGAGGAGCGCAGGAGGAACAAGUAUCUGAGGAAAGAUUAUCUGAAGAACAAGUGCCAGAGUGCCCGACGAAACUCCAGUGGGAAUGACGAGUGUGAGGAGGUAUUGCGGAAUGCUGAUUUCAGCACCACCCUCACAGUGUUUGGCCUUAAACCAAGAUCAGCUUUUUGUCGAAGCAGCCGUCAGGAGCCGUCAGACCCCAGUUUCACCAUGAGGAGGAAGAUGGAACACCUAAAGGAGGAGAUGGAGCAGGUUGGCCUCCUACGGCAGAACCUGGAGUCCAGACUGAAGGUCUUGCUGCCGGACGAUGUGGGAGCUGCUCUGAUGGAUGGCGUUGUCUUGUGCCAUCUGGCCAAUCACAUUCGUCCUCGGUCGGUGGCCAGCAUCCAUGUACCCUCGCCCGCAGUGCCAAAGCUUAGCAUGGCCAAGUGCCGCAGGAAUGUGGAAAACUUCCUGGAUGCCUGUAAGAAGCUGGGUGUACCACAGGACAAGCUGUGUUUGCCCCACCACAUCCUAGAGGAGCGUGGGCUGGUGAAGGUGGGCAUGACCGUCCAGGCUCUACUGGAUCUGCCAGCCUCCAAGCCCACCCAGCUGUCUGCUGUCUAACAGCAGCCUGGACACUGCCUCCACCCUCCCUGUCCAGUCCAAUCAAGCCAUUCACCCCCCCAGCCCUACACCCCACAGAGGAGGGGGCUUCCAGCCCGCUCCGCUCAUCACCAGAGAACCCUUAGGGCCGAGGGCCCGGGGGGUUGCAGGGAGUCCAUUGUCAGCUGAUUGAGCCAGGAGAAGGAGGGGUUAAUUCAGAUCCUCUCACCCUUCCUAUAUGAUGUCAGCUGGGACCCGCCUCCCAUCCAUCAGAUUGUUAGCUUCUGUCAUGUCCUACCCUCAGGGGACCCUACUGUACUGUGUGUGUGUAGAGUACCAGUGUGACUGUCUGUGUGACCUGCGCAGUGUGGACUUUGAGUGCUGGUGAACCUAAAGCCAGGUCAGAGGUCAGACUAAGGAGGGAAUCGCAGUGAAGAUAAAGACCUGUCUGUCACCAUGGUGAUAUUGACUGACCCAUGAUCAGACACCAUUGAACCUAGUGGUGCCAACACUGAAGUCACUGGGUUUUCAACUCUCGGUAUUAAAAUACAUUGGUAGUGAAGUGAUAGCUGUUUUAAAGGCAUGUACUCACUCUUUCACUCAGAGAACUUAACUGCAUGCUGGCCCACCAGCCAUACCACAUAACUCAAGUGGUCCUUAACCUCUUUGACUUUUCUUUGUAGAACAAAUUAGCAUUCAAAUUGGAUUUUGAGUCAUAUUUGUACAAGAGCAUUGUGUUCUAUCACAGUAUACCUCUGUUUGAUAUCACAGAGGUAAAGUUUGGGAUGUCCUUAACAGUGCUUUACCUCAGAGGAGCCAGCAGUAGCUAAACCCCAGUGCACACACUUCUUACAGUUUGCAUUUGACUAGAAUUAUUGUACUGUCAAUAACAGUGCUAUUUGGGGGAAGAAUGCUAAGUUGACUUUUAAAAGCAUGGUGUCCAUGAUUCAGAUGGAGGUUAAAACUGCAGCACAUCCGGAUAGAGACUUUCUCACCUGCACAAGGUUGCUGAUGGUGUUGGUCUCAUGUCCAGUGACCCAUCUGUCUACUGCUCUGCUGUGGUGAAGGGAGGAUGCUCUGAGGUACUGCAGGUGGUUUUGAUAGCUCACCACACUGUACAGUAUAUGAGAGAGCUAUCCCACUGUCACAGGACCUUCUGUCAAAUGCAGACAUAAAGACAUAAGACUACUGUGACUGCAUGUAGUUUUGAUUCGAAUCACAUGUUCAUUCUGAAUAGGACUAGUUGAAAGCACAGGGGUAUGUAGUUGGGAGAUUGUACCAUAUACACUUACAAUCCUGAGAUUGUAUCUUUUGGUCGUUUGAUGCAAUGAAACAUUUAAAAUAAUAAUUAUGUUGAAAUAUUUCAUCUUUAAGUUUACAACUUGCUCCUCUGGUUGGAUUCACAUCUGCAAAAUGUCAAAUAAGGAAAACAAAAUAAGCAAUUAGGUGAUCCCAUAGAUUAAUCUUGACCAUUGAAAUAUUUUAUCAGGGAAACUAUUUAUCUAUUUAUUUUUUCUAUUUAUGUGCUUUGUUUGUUUGUGUUUCACCCCUGAUGACCCCCUUACGUUAUGUGACAGGAGUUUUCAGCUCCAAACUUAUGAUAUUGUCCUGCUUUAAUGCUGCAUUUGUAAAAAUACAAAUAGUGGGAAGUGGUCAUUUACCACCAUAGUUAGAUAGAGGACUCUAGCUUGUAAUAAACCUGUUUUGGCAUUGCCAUUGAGGGCAUCACCAUUUUUAAAGGAGUCAACUGGGUGGGACUUCCUGUGGGUGAAGGAAGGAUCACAUCAUUCCAUCCGGGUCAUCAGGAGGGAUCAGCCAAUAUUACUCAUGAGCAAACAUUCCAUAACUCUAGGUGGCAGUAAAUCGCCAUCCUUGGCUUUAUACCUGUUCAAACAACACACUUUAGAUGGCAGUAUGCACCCUUUCAGUUUCUCACAGAAGUAGUAGAUUAAGAAAAUUGACAACGGCCUCAAUGGCGCUGCCCGUGCUCUCACAGAGGCCAUAAUGGAACAUGUAUAAAGAUCUCUACCAUUCUCUAUGUUUACCACAUACGACUAGGAAAAAUACAUUUGAACAGCCCUCCAAUUGGUACUUACUAGUGGAAAACUUCGUCUCAUCCUUGAGUGGGAGGUAGGAAUUGACCAGUUGUGAAAUCGUAAGUACCAGUUGGAUGCAUUCACGUGCCUUGAUCUCGUUGAGAAACCCCCGAUUGGCUAAUAGCCAAAAACAAACAUUAACUAAAAGUAUAGCUAUCAGGUUUGUAAACAAAUUAUACUGUUUAAAAACCAUAUUAAUAUAUUAGCAUUUCGGUACGGUUUGUUCUUAGGUGUCUCAAAGUCCGAUUCAAUUACCCUCAAAUUGCAGGAAAUCUAAACCAUUGUUCCUGCUGCGAAUAGUUUCACUUAAAAGGAGUUUCAUUUGGUUUCCAUUUAGUAAUGAUGGUCCUAUAAUUGCAAAUAUCCAUUCCUAACUUCAAAUGUGCUUUUGUGUGGGAUGCAGGAACAAUGGUAUUUCAAAUCAAAUGUUAUUAGUUACAUGCACCGAAUACAACAUGUGUAGACCUACAGUGAAAUGCUUACUUACAAGCCCCUAACCAA
Molecule: messenger RNA, 4814 nt
Organism: Salvelinus namaycush (lake trout)
Lineage: Eukaryota; Metazoa; Chordata; Actinopteri; Salmoniformes; Salmonidae
Product: leucine-rich repeat and calponin homology domain-containing protein 2-like
Exons: 20
Coding region: 1-2238 (745 amino acids)
Molecular function (GO): protein binding
Source: RefSeq, a predicted model, not a curated record